Molecule: messenger RNA, 423 nt
Organism: Drosophila santomea
Lineage: Eukaryota; Metazoa; Arthropoda; Insecta; Diptera; Drosophilidae
Exons: 2
Coding region: 132-311 (59 amino acids)
Source: RefSeq, a predicted model, not a curated record
CACACAUCCAGACAUUCGGUAGUCGGCCUUAUCAGUUUCUUAUCAGCCGGUCGAGCACUGUUUGGGAACCGGGACCAAAGCCGUUUCAAAUCGGGCUGUGAAUUUAGUCGCUUGCCGUUGCUCUCGGUGAAAUGUUGAACAUACUGCUCUUCUGGUUUUUACUCCACAUAUUUGGCCUCAUCCAAGGGCGUUCUGUGGGUGAAGGGUUUGAGAACUUGGACGACGAGUUUUUGAUGCCCCAGCCAGAUUCCACUAUAUUUGCCCAUAAUCAAACUGAUAAGGAAUUACCCUGGGACCUCACCUGGAACUGAAUACGUACAUAUUUGUAGAUAAAGUGACUUGUAAUUGUAUAAACAUAUAUUGUAGCUUUUAUUCAAUAAAUACUAGGCAGCUCUUUAAGUAAUUGCCUAGAACCUAAAGGUA